AUGCGGAAGCACCAAGUUGAUGCCAAACGUUUCCCCUGCAAGUACUGCAAGAAGUAUCGUGGGAAGAAUGGAUUCAAGCGUAGAGAUCAUCUCGCCCAGCAUGUUCGAAACUACCAUCACAUUGAGGACGAUGGAGGAUCACAGGGGUGGCAGCUUAUCUGCGAAAAGGAGGGAUGCUCAAAAUCAAAGCCGGCUUCAGCAAACAGUCCUGAAACAGAACUAUUCAAAUUCUCGGGAAAACGCAACAAGCACAUACGCACUGUCCAUGACCACUCUUACUACCAAUGUCCGCAACCGGGCUGCAACCGCGUCAACGGCAAGGGUUACUUCGUCGCAUCAGCUCUCAAGGCUCAUCUACGUAAAGUUCACGGAAUCACUUUUUCUCCGGCCAUUAAGUAUCAUGCGCUCUAG
Molecule: messenger RNA, 411 nt
Organism: Pyrenophora tritici-repentis Pt-1C-BFP
Lineage: Eukaryota; Fungi; Ascomycota; Dothideomycetes; Pleosporales; Pleosporaceae
Source: RefSeq, a predicted model, not a curated record